UGAAUAUCUUGCAAACAGGGCCAGCUCUUUGCCUUCUGUCGCUACUUUUGGUGAGGCCGCUUGGCAACCCUGCCUCCCCGCAGCAGCGUUGUCAGCCCUUCAACAACGGUGUGGCGGCCAGGCAGCACGUGUUGGGAACCCUCGGCAUCAUAUCAGAAUCAUGAGGCACGUAGCCGCUUACCUGCUGGCUGCCAUGGGCUCCGGCCAGCCAACUGCUGCCACCAUCAAGGCCAUUCUGGGCAGUGUGGGAGUGGAGGCUGACGACAAGCAGCUUAAUGUCCUCAUCGACAAGCUCUCAGGAAAGAACAUUGCCCAGCUCAUUCAGGAAGGUGCUGCCAUGAUCUCCUCCAUGCCAGCCUGCGGCGGUGGUGGCGGCGGAGCUGCUGCCCCAGCGGCUGGCGGCGGCGGCGGUGGUGCUGCUGCCCCCGCUGCUGAAGAGAAAAAGGAGGAGAAGAAGGAGGAGCCCGAGGAGGAGUCUGAUGAUGACAUGGGCUUCGGUCUCUUUGAUUAAAUAAACUUGGUCUAGUGAA
This is a messenger RNA of Eriocheir sinensis (Chinese mitten crab), 530 nucleotides long. RefSeq names its product 60S acidic ribosomal protein P2-like. The transcript is spliced from 3 exons. The record is from RefSeq and is a predicted model, not a curated record. NCBI's taxonomy places the organism in Eukaryota, Metazoa, Arthropoda, Malacostraca, Decapoda, Varunidae. Gene Ontology annotation, molecular function: structural constituent of ribosome. Gene Ontology annotation, cellular component: cytosolic large ribosomal subunit; ribosome. Bases 161 to 511 code for a protein of 116 amino acids. Gene Ontology annotation, biological process: cytoplasmic translational elongation.